GCUUUUGUUGGCUUCAUGGAGGAGUUUGUCGUAGAUGGUCAGAGGGCUGAUUGUGGGCAGUUUAAACCCGGAACAUUCGAAAAACUGGCUCUGAAGAUGCUGGAGGCCUUCCCCGGUUGUACACUGACCGCGAAGCACUGCAAGAAUAAACACAAGCGCCUGAAGGAGAAGUAUCAGUACGCCGCUGACAUGCUUGCUUGUAGCGGAUUCGGCUGGAACCAUGACAAACAAUGUGUGGAGGUUGACAGCAAAGAUGUCCUUGAUGCAUGGUUGAAGGCACAUCCGACUAAGUUCUACAGUCCUGGCAAGCCAUUUCCUCUUUUUCACCGGCUGGAGGGUAUAUUUGGCAAGGAUAGAGCCACAGGAGCAGCAGCAGUUAGUGGUUUUGAUGCGGAGGAACAGGUUAACGAAGAGACAGAAGACACUGCAGUUGGAUUUGAUGAGUCUGAUAUGUCUCCAUAUCCAGAUAACGGCGGAGGGCCAACAAUGCAAGGACAAGCAUCACAAUCUGAAGUAGGUGCGAGUGCAGGAAGCACAAGGCGAUAUGGGAGGAAGAGAAAACAACUUGACGUACUGGAGAGGAUGGCCGACCAUAUUCAGCAAUCUUCAGCUGACCAAAGGAAGAAUGCCCAACUGAUAGCUGAUGCCAUUGUUGGUGUGAACGAGAAGUGGAAGGUUGGCGAGAAGCUCACACAGCUUGGGUUCGGUGAUGACGAGGUGGUGAGGGCGAUUUUGAAGUUUGCUGAAAGUCCUAACGUGUAUGCACACUUCUGGGGCUUGUCAGAUUCACAGAUGAUUGGCCUUGUUCGCUCUAUUAUAUGAAGUUCACUGUUGGUUUAGGGUAUUAGGUUUGGGCUAGAUUAUUAAAUUUUUCACUGUAGGGUUUUAGGUCUUUGGGAGAUGGUUAUGUUUAAGAUGAUAUAAGGUACAAACUUAUAUUUGGUAUGCAAACUCACCUUAUUUUGGAAACACCUUACUAUUUUGCUCUGUUUAGAAUAGGUUUAGGUUCUUUGUACAGUUUUAUUGGUAUUGUAGUGUGUCCUUUGUUUUGGUGGUUUGAGCAGGAAUUGUUUACUAAGUACAAUAUUUAUAGUCAUGAUCAUGUUAAUGAUAAUUAUCUUAGUUUUUGGU
Messenger RNA from Arachis ipaensis, 1131 nucleotides. NCBI's taxonomy places the organism in Eukaryota, Viridiplantae, Streptophyta, Magnoliopsida, Fabales, Fabaceae. The record is from RefSeq and is a predicted model, not a curated record.